AUGUUUAGAUCAGUCGGAAUUAACAGAAUGAGAUAUGUCAUGAACUCUAGUAUGACAAGAUCGUUGUCUUCUACUGCAAGGACACAAGCUCAAGGCCGUAUUGGUCCUUCUUGGACUAUUGCUGAAAUAAAAAGAUUAACACCUACACUUAUUGGCUGGGCGUCAUUUCUAACAGUUACUUUAGGCUGGCCAUUUGGUAUUUACUUCUGGAAAAAGCCAAACUAA
This is a messenger RNA of Nakaseomyces glabratus, 225 nucleotides long. RefSeq names its product Cox26p (gene COX26). The record is from RefSeq and is a predicted model, not a curated record. NCBI's taxonomy places the organism in Eukaryota, Fungi, Ascomycota, Saccharomycetes, Saccharomycetales, Saccharomycetaceae.